Aspergillus brunneoviolaceus CBS 621.78 is the source of this 1024-nucleotide messenger RNA. RefSeq lists its product as uncharacterized. The coding region runs from base 326 to 850 and encodes 174 amino acids. The record is from RefSeq and is a predicted model, not a curated record. NCBI's taxonomy places the organism in Eukaryota, Fungi, Ascomycota, Eurotiomycetes, Eurotiales, Aspergillaceae. The transcript has a single exon.
UCCACUUACUGAUCCACCGGGGGAAGUUCUAGAGCCCUGGCAAGCAGACUUUUGCUCACCCCAUGACCUACUCGCGCUUUUCUUAUCGCAAGCUGGCUUUGCUUCCCCUGGCACCCUAUAUAGACUCUGAAGGUCCGGCAAUCAUGGAAAGGAAAAAAAAAGUGUCAACCAAGCAAGCAGCUCUACGUUUCCUUCCCCCUUUAGACCAACACCAAUUCACCUUGACUCUCCCCGCCCUUUGGGUGACGGAGUAGUGCCUGCGUACAUACACACCACCACUAUCGAGUCUCUCGCCCACCACCAACCCACCCAAUCCCAACCUACAAUGUCCUACACCUCUUCCUUCCUCUUCACCAAACCGACCCCUCCUCCCCCUGUGCGCCCUCAGCGUCGCUCCCCCUUCGCGACCAAAUCCUCGCUCCAUCUCCACCUCUGCCUCGUUUCCGGCGAGAAGUAUGAACACGAAAGCAGCGCCAAGCAGCCCGAUCUGCGCCGGUGCCUCGGCCACGCCCGCGUCCAUGAGAAGUCCAUGGAGCUCGUCAAGCGGGACAUCCAAGUUCACAUCCGCUCCAUGGGUAGCGACAGCGACGAUGACCUCGACAACGACCUGCCCGUCCCGCCCCGGCGCUCCCGCCGCGGCUCCAAGCCCUCGUCCGCGGCUCCUGCCCCGAUGAAGUCGGCCGCUGUCAAGUCGACCGCCGUGAAGACCCCGUCUAUCAAAUGGGCCCCGGAGCCCACUGAGAAGAAGAGCCUCCUCGACAAGGGCCGCCGGUGCAUGGAGAAGAUCUUCUCCCGCCGGAGUGGCAGUGUGCACUGGUCUCAAUCUGGAGUGCCUGUUGUCGCCUGUUGAACUCAACCUACCUGAUCUUCACUCGUUCUCGACCCCGUCUCAUCGCCUUUGAUCAACUCAAUCAAUCCCCAACCACCCAUUACCGGUCUUCACCAGACCCAGGGAACCACGCCGUAUCCGGUGUCUCUCCACCUCCGACUCCAUCGGCAAUCCGUCUGCUCCAAUCCAGACCGA